Molecule: messenger RNA, 1359 nt
Organism: Fusarium poae
Lineage: Eukaryota; Fungi; Ascomycota; Sordariomycetes; Hypocreales; Nectriaceae
Exons: 3
Coding region: 1-1359 (452 amino acids)
Biological process (GO): carbohydrate metabolic process
Molecular function (GO): hydrolase activity, acting on carbon-nitrogen (but not peptide) bonds; chitin binding
Source: RefSeq, a predicted model, not a curated record
AUGAAGAGUUCAUUUGCCUUUGUCGUCGCCUUCCUGGCUGUCAAUGUCCUCUCAAUACCUAGUUUCCGCAGUGUCUUUGGUCUUGAGAAAAGACAAGCUGGACGAUGCGGGACAGGUUUUGGAGGCGUAUGCGCUGCUAAUGAGUGCUGUUCCAGCGCUGGUUGGUGUGGAACUGGGUACCUUUACUGCUCCGCUCCGUCAUGUCAGAUAGAGUACGGCCCUGGCUGUGAUGCGAAUGUGAGACCUACUGGUUCUGAUACUACCAAUGUUGCGAGGCCAAAGGUUGGAAGCAUUCCAUAUGGGCAGGCGAUUUAUCGAUGUAACCGAAACGGUGAUAUUGCUUUGACGUACGAUGAUGGUCCGUAUACUUAUACCGAGGAUCUGCUUGACCUGCUCCAACGCUACAAUGUCAAGGCAACAUUCUACAUCACAGGUCGUAAUCUUGGCAAGGGCGCCAUCAAUGAUCCCGCAACCCCAUGGCCUGGCCUGAUCCGCCGCAUGGCUCGCGACGGUCACCAGAUCGCCAGUCAUACAUGGUCUCACCAGCGCCUUACUACCCUGUCACGUUCCAAGUUCUGGAACCAGAUGAUCUUCAACGAGAUCGCCUUUGCAAACAUCCUCGGUUACUUCCCAACGUAUAUGCGUCCCCCAUACUCAGCCAGCAACGCUACCACAGAUGCGUGGCUGGGUGAGCUAGGAUACCACGUCACUUACUUUAAUUUGGACACGGAGGGUUAUCUGCACGACAGUCCAAACACAAUCGAUACCUCAAAGCAGAUAUGGGAUACCACUGUAGAGGGAAAGUCCCCUGCUAGCAACAAGUGGCUUCACAUCGAGCACGACCCUGUGUACCAAAGCGUAUACAACCUCACCGAGUACAUGCUCAAGUCUCUUGUCCGCAACAACUUCCGCGGCGUGACAGUCGGCGAGUGCCUUCAAGAUCCCAAAGAAAACUGGUACCGUCAAGUCAGCCCCUCGUCUGCCUCGUCCACCACUACAGCGGCCACGAGCUCUGCGACGUUCCCACUGACCACGAACGGACGCUGCGGUUCUCGACACGGCGGGGCAACGUGCAGAGGAGAGUUCAACGGCGAGACGUGCUGUUCACAGAACGGGUGGUGCGGGAGUACGGAUGCGCACUGCGGGAGAGGAUGCCAGCCUGUUUUCGGGACGUGCAGUGGGGUUUCGGAGCCGGCGGGGCCGGAGCCGACUGCAACGAACCCGGGGCGAUGCGGUCCUAAUUUUGGAGGGAAGAGGUGUGAUCAGUGGGAUCCGUGUUGCUCAAGAGCUGGAUGGUGUGGAACUUCGAGUGAUCACUGUGGAACUGGAUGUCAGAGCGCAUUUGGAACAUGCAAUUAA